This is a messenger RNA of Bactrocera latifrons, 428 nucleotides long. It is a transcript of the gene Acbp1, whose product is annotated as acyl-CoA-binding protein. The coding region runs from base 114 to 386 and encodes 90 amino acids. Gene Ontology annotation, biological process: fatty acid metabolic process. The transcript is spliced from 4 exons. Gene Ontology annotation, molecular function: fatty-acyl-CoA binding. The record is from RefSeq and is a predicted model, not a curated record. NCBI's taxonomy places the organism in Eukaryota, Metazoa, Arthropoda, Insecta, Diptera, Tephritidae.
UUCACACACAUGGGAAAAAACACACCACACCGGCUAAUUUCACUUAUCAAUUAUACAUCAGGCGUUAAGCUCACAGCAGUUCCAGUUCUACAGAGAAUUUAACGAUUUACAAAAUGGCCAGCCAAGAGGAAUUUGAUAAAGCCGCUGAAAAUGUAAAGAAUCUUAACUCUACACCAUCCGAUAAUGAUUUAUUGGAACUUUACAGUUUAUUUAAACAGGCAACUGUAGGAGAUUGCAAUACAGAUAAGCCUGGCUUCUUGGACUUCAAGGGCAAAGCUAAGUGGGAAGCAUGGAAUACUCGCAAAGGUACAUCCCAGGAUGAUGCCAAAACGGCUUAUGUAGAGAAGGUUAAGGCUUUAGUAGAAACUCAUGGGCUAAAAGCUUAAGAAUAUUACAUAAUAAUAUACAUCUGAAAUUUAGAACCAAAA